Messenger RNA from Eruca vesicaria subsp. sativa (arugula), 1189 nucleotides. The record is from the annotation of a GenBank genome assembly. NCBI's taxonomy places the organism in Eukaryota, Viridiplantae, Streptophyta, Magnoliopsida, Brassicales, Brassicaceae.
AGUGAUGAUGAUUCAGAAAAGUAGUAGUAUCAAAUCAAGAAGUAGCUGGUGCUUACUAGUAUUACGACGAAAUUCUUCUCACUCGCAGAUUCGGAGUAAUGGGCAAGUCGUGGAGAAGAAGCAACACGAUGGGUUGUAUCUGCAAAAGAGCAAAGGGCAGCACCUUCUUACCAACACCAGAGUCCUCGAUUCCAUCGUCCGAAGCUCCCAUGUCAGGCCCACCGACACCGUCUUGGAGAUCGGUCCUGGUACUGGCAAUCUCACCAUGAAACUUCUACAAGCUGCCAACCAUGUCGUCGCCGUCGAGCUUGAUAAGCGUAUGGUUGACAUUCUCCGCACUAGGGUUUCUGGCCAUGGUUUUCUACAUAAACUUACGAUAAUUCAGAAAGAUGUCCUCAAGACAGAUUUCCCUGAGUUCGAUCUCGUGGUUGCUAAUAUUCCAUACAACAUAUCUUCCCCUCUCGUGGCGAAGCUUGUCUACGGCUCCAACUCCUUCCGCAGCGCCACUCUCUUGCUUCAGAAGGAAUUCUCCCGCCGCCUCUUGGCUAACCCUGGUGAUUCUGAUUUCAACAGAUUGGCUAUGAAUGUGAGGCUCCUGGCUGAUGUCAAAUUCGUUAUGGAUGUGAGCAAAAGAGAGUUUGUCCCGCCCCCUAAAGUGGAUUCAUCUGUUGUUAUGAUCACACCCAAAGAGGUCAAACCUGAUGUUAAUGUUCAAGAAUGGCUGUCCUUCACUCGCGCCUGUUUCGGGAACAAGAAUAAGACCCUUGGUUCCAUGUUUAGGCAGAAGAAGAAGGUCAUGGAGUUGCUGAGUUUGUCCCAAGUUGGAAUUACUAGGAAUGCCAGUUUUGACCAAGGGGAAAACCAAGUCUUGUGUUUGGAUACAGAUGCAAGUGUGUUCAAGGAAAGGGUGAUCGAAAUUCUCAAGUCGAAUGGGUUCGAAGACAAGAGACCAUCCAAGCUCUCUCAUUCUGAGUUAUUACAUUUGCUUUCUCUGUUCAACCAAGCUGGCAUCUUUUUCCAUUCCUUACCACUGGAUCUCCUACUACACGAUUAUUGAUGCUAGGCCCAAGCCUAAGAGGGAGAAGAAGUUCCUUCGUACCAAUAAAUUAUCAGUUUUCUUCUCCUUUCUUUGAAAUCCACAAUGACUUUAUGGAGUUCCUGUGACCUGAAUUGCACCAUGAGAAACUUG